AUGGAUAAUAUUGGACAAAAUUUACGAUCUUUUGAAGAUACGACACGAAGCCGACGAGUUUCUAUAAGUGAUCAAGUUAUUGGUAUUGAUAAUCCAAUAUUUGAUCAUCAUAGACGAAUCAGUGCAAGCUCUGAUCAUAAUCCAGAUUGUCAAAAGAAAAAAUCUAUACUUCAUCACAGUAGUGUUGAAAAUCUCCAACACAAAUUGGAUCUUGAUAAUGGGCAUACCAAUAAUCAAAUAAGGAAAAAAUCGGCAAUGAGUCUGUCAAGUUCAAUUAGAGAUAAAAUUGAAUACACCGAAGAGCUAAAAAGCCCAUGCUUUUCUAGGUCAUGGCUGUACCUAUUUUGCACAAGGUGUCACGGUAAAGAUGACACACCGUCCUGGGAACCACCAGGUUGGCGGCGAGCGUGUCCACGUCCAUUUUGCCCAUCUUAUAGAAAAUUUGCAAGAGUUCUGUGUCUUAUUCUUCUGGGCUUAAUGAUUUGGGGAGUAACUUAUUCAGUAAUAGGUGCUGAUGCUGCUCCAGGUGGUCCAUUAUUUGGACUCGCAACUUUAGCAAUUGCAGCACACUUUGGAGGUUGGUUAUUUUCUCUUACGACUCUACCAGCUCUCAUUGGAAUGCUUCUAACGGGUUUUGUUAUGCAAAACACUGGUCUUGUAUAUAUUGAAGGAAGAUACUCGGAGGUUAUUGCGAAUCUUCGAAAAGUCGCGUUAGUCAUAAUAUUAAUUCGAGCUGGCCUCGACCUGGAUCCAAAUGCCCUCAAGAGACAAAAAAUAACGUUGCCAAAGAUAGGGUUGAUACCUUGGACAGUGGAAGCUACGUUAGUUGCAGUCACAACAAGAUAUCUUCUCGACUUACCCUGGAUAUGGACUUUUUUAAUUGGAAGCAUUGUUGCAGCAGUAUCACCAGCUGUCGUUGUUCCAUGCCUUUUUAGACUUCGAAGAAAGGGUUACGGCGUUGCAAAAGGGAUCCCAACUCUUAUAAUUGCAAUAGCAGGUAUCGAUGACGCUGCGUCAGUAGCAAUUUUUGGUAUUGUAAAAAGUGUCCUGUUCUCUCAUGACUCUUUGUGGUAUCAAAUUCUUCAGGGACCAAUUUCAAUAAUUGGAGGUCUUGGAUUUGGUAUUCUUUGGGGUUAUCUUUCCAAAUAUGUUCCAGAAAAAGGAGACCCUUACAAGAUACCGUUGAGAGUUCUUAUGUUAUUAUUUGGCGGACUGAUAUCUGUUUUUGGAAGUGAAGCAAUAGAAUUAGGAGGUGCAGGUCCACUUGCUGUAGUUGCAGCUGCUUUUGUUAGUUGCUACUUUUGGCAGGAAGAGGGAUGGGACGUCGAAGAUAAUCCGGUGGCGAUAGCGUUCGAAAUAUUUUGGAUGAUAUUUGAACCAAUCUUAUUUGGUAUAACAGGAACGCAAAUCAAAAUAGAUGAGCUAGAAGGUGAAACUAUUUACUUGAGUGUCGGUUGUCUUUUAAUAGCAAUAACUUUGAGAAUUGUUGUAACAUUCGUAGUGAGCUUUAAAUCAAAGGUUAAUAACAAAGAAAAGAUAUUUAUUGCCUUAGCUUGCAUGGCUAAAGCAACCGUUCAAGCAGCUUUAGGGCCAGUAGCUUUAGACUUUGUAAAAAAGGAUGAUAUUGAGCAAAAACGUUAUGCAGAAACAACUCUUACUUUUUGUAUUCUCUCGAUACUGUUAACUGCACCGACUGGCGCUAUUAUUAUUUCAUUAGCUGGUCCUAAGCUUCUUACGAAAACAACAACUCCUGCAGAACCGCAAGAAGGUUGGAGGUCACGAAAGCCGUCUAUCAGAGAUAUUUCUAUUAUCAAUGAAGAUCCGGAUCUUGAGGAAAACUCUGUGAAUAAUCAUUGA
Cotesia congregata is the source of this 1857-nucleotide messenger RNA. Lineage: Eukaryota; Metazoa; Arthropoda; Insecta; Hymenoptera; Braconidae. The record is from the annotation of a GenBank genome assembly.